Messenger RNA from Rhododendron vialii, 1542 nucleotides. RefSeq lists its product as uncharacterized. The transcript is spliced from 2 exons. The record is from RefSeq and is a predicted model, not a curated record. Bases 337 to 1275 code for a protein of 312 amino acids. NCBI's taxonomy places the organism in Eukaryota, Viridiplantae, Streptophyta, Magnoliopsida, Ericales, Ericaceae.
CCGGCCAAAUAAAGUGAAGUCAAUGCUCUGGCCGGGGUGGGGCGUUUAAGAUAUGAUUAAAGUCGGAAGGGCUCAGCUCAGCGAUCACCAACAAGUGCCGUUCUCCCAUCGGCCAUCGGUCCCGUCGUCCGUCCAACUUUUGAACCCCAUCAACGCCGAUGCCACAGAUCUCCUCCACUCCACCACCACAAUAACCACCGCAACGCCGCCACCGUCCCCUUGAUCAAUCCCUCUCUCUCUCUCUCUCUCUCUCUCUCUCCAGAAGACACCAAAAUCGAGGCAUUGAAGAAGAAGAAAAAGAACAGAGUAAUUUUUGGUUUUGGUUUUUCUACAGCAAUGGCAGCCCUAAUCUACCACAUAUUCUCCUCCUCCGCCCUGGUCUCCCUCGGCCUCUACCACGUAAUCUCCGCCACCAGGAACCACCUCAAAUCCCCCCGCGACUACUCCGCCAAACCCUACCACCCCUUCCCCUCCUCCUCCUCCCUCCCGCCGCCCUUCCACCGCCUCAAGUACCUCCAGCUCUACCUCCUCAUCCUCUGCCUCCUCGUCGCCUUCGCCCACCAGGCCCUAAUCUCCACCGACUCCGACCCUCUCCUCAAGGGCCGGACCCCAGUCCACUUCUUCACCUCCCUCCAGUCCGCCUUCGUCAUCCUCCUCUUCCUCCUCCUCUCCCUCUCCCUCCUCCUCUCCGAAACCACCUCCCUCCUCCCCCUCCCCACCGAUCUCUUCUUCGGCGUCGCCUCCGGCCUCUUCUUCCUCCAGUACACUGUCUCCUCCUCCGCCGCCUCGGUACAGACCUCAGAUCUCCAAGCCAAAUGCGACUCCGUCUCCGCUCGCAUUUCAGCCUUAUCAUCCAUCCUUUCCCUCGUGCUCGCGUGCCUGCCGAGGCUCUUCGUGGCCGACGUCGGGAUAGGGGCUUCGAUAUGCCUUCAAGGGCUGUGGACCCUUCAAACGGGGCUUUCACUGUAUGUAGAUGCUUUUAUACCAGAAGGAUGUCAUAAGCUGUUGGUUGUUGUGAGUGGCGUGGAGGGGUCCACUAAAUGCGACUUGGAUGAUGCUAAGUUGAGGGCAGUUGCGAUUUUGGACCUGGUGUUUGUGAUUCAUGUUAUGUUUGUUGUAGUCAUUGUCAUGGUUACUUAUGCUGCUGUUGUUAAGACUGUUGGAAUUAGGGCUAGGUUUGGCUCUUACGAGGCGUUGCCAACUGCCGCCGCUGUGGUUUCUGCUACCGAUUCUAAUCACAUCCAGAUGAAGGCUUUGACGGGGACCCAGGCUUGAUUGAUUUAUCUCUGGUUCUUUUUUUUAACCCCCCCUGUCAUUUCUUAUCUAUGGAUGGUUUUUGGUUAGUGCUAAUGAUUUGAAUUUUGAAGAACUUGUUGGCCCAAUUUUGGUUGUGACAAGGUGUUGGAAGGUUGAGAGUACUUGGGGGAUUUCAGUGUAUAUGAAGACAAUUAGUGUCUUUCUUGUUUGGAAAACUUGAGUUUUACCAUCCUUGAAUUUUCUUCUCCAGUAUGAAGUGGUUACUAAUGAAAGUACAUUUUCCUA